Zea mays is the source of this 1903-nucleotide messenger RNA. Its product is annotated as WDL1. NCBI's taxonomy places the organism in Eukaryota, Viridiplantae, Streptophyta, Magnoliopsida, Poales, Poaceae. Gene Ontology annotation, biological process: microtubule cytoskeleton organization. Gene Ontology annotation, molecular function: microtubule binding. Bases 366 to 1451 code for a protein of 361 amino acids. The record is from RefSeq and is a predicted model, not a curated record. The transcript is spliced from 7 exons.
AAUGAACGAGCGAACGGACGAACCCACACCAUCACCACCACCGGCCACCCUCUCCCUGCCCUGGCCCCCCCCGCUUCGCCUACUCCUGCUCCUCCUCCUCCUCCGCCUCCCCCUCCCUCCUACAAAUAGCCACCACCACCACAGUGACGCAGCCGCCGCCGCAAACGUCGCCCCCGACCGAAGCCUAGCCACCACCAGCAGCACCAGCAACCUCGCGUAGCAGCGCUCGACACCGCUGGACGCCCCGCGCCCGCGCGAAAGCAGGUAGGAUCGGAGCACCCUGUUUCCUCCGUGGUCACAGCUUCGCCAGUUGGUCGUCCUUGUUCCUUGGCAAAAAGGACCUUGAUUCUGUCGUUGGCGAUACCAUGGAUGUGUCCUACGAGAAGUGUGCUGAUCCGUCGAACUCGGACCUGCCUAGCGCUGUUGUUGAUGCUGAGCGAUACGACGAUGGCGGCUCCGAACACCUGGGAUCUGCUGUAGUAGAGGGAGCUACUGGAAACGAAGGGAAUUCGGGGACCGAAAGUUCCGAGCAGACUGGUGAUGAGCGCGCUGGAGGAGGUGAAGGCUCUCCUGUUGAUGUCGAAAACAGCGCUGAUAAACAAGAGAGCCAGGAGACGACGGUUCCGAUGGAAGAAACAGAAACGAGCGACGGCACCUCGAUCACGUCGAUGGAGGAUGCCCUGGAACCGAACCGUCAUCACGAUCUCCCGUCGGAGCCUGAGGAUGUGGGCAACCACACUCCUGAUCCUGAUCAGUCCAGCGGCAAGAACUCCAAAGGAAACAGUAGCGUGUUCCAGAGCGCAAGGAGGGUGCUGGCUUCAACCAAUAAGAAAACUCCAUCUGCAACUGCACGGAAGCCACUGCAGUUGACUAACAGAGGUAACCAGGAUGACGCGAAAUCGUCGGCUGGAAAGGCCGCCACGGUUCCAUCAGGCCCGGUUUUCCGCUGUACUGAACGGGCCGAGAAGCGCAGAGAAUUUUAUAUGAAGCUGGAGGAGAAGCAUCAAGCUAUGGAGGAAGAGAAGAUUCAGUUGGAGGCUAAGUUGAAGAAAGAGCAGGAGGAGGCACUGAAGCAGCUGAGGAAGAGCCUGACCUUCAAAGCCAACCCCAUGCCGAGCUUCUACCACGAGGCGACGCCGUCCCCGAAGGCCGAGUUCAAGAAGCUGCCCACGACCCGGCCCAAGUCGCCCAAGCUGGGCAGGAGGAAGACGGCCUCGACCUCCAUGGAGACGUCCAACUCGUCGUCGGAGAGCGAGGGCACGAGGCCGUGCUGCCGCGCCAGCCGCGACGGCCUCGACAGCAGCUGCAGAUGCGGCGGCAGGAGCAGGCCGCAGGCCGCGAACGCCAAGCCGGCCGCCGGGCCCAAGAAGCCGCCGCCGCAGCAGCAGCAGCCGAAACACCGCGCCCACAAGAUCGCCGGCGAGGGCGCCAUCAACAUCGCCGUGCACUAGCCGCCGCCGCCGCUUCUUGAAACUUCUUUCCGGUCGCAUGCAUGCAGGACGAUGGCGAUGGCGUGCGGAUUUUCCUUCUAAGUUAUGAGAGUGCUUUGUCGGCUUGUGGAUUUGGUGUAGAUAAUAAUAUAAGUUAUGGUGACGACGAACGAACAGGGGCUGCUGCCACGAGUGAGGCCGGUCAGUCAGACAGAGGUGGUGGUGUUUAUUGCUUGCUUGCUUGUUUGUCUGUUUGUUUGUUUAUUUAUGCUAAUCUUAUUUAUUUAAUCUGCUGUCGAGGAUGGCCUGCGCAUUGCCACUGUGCAGCGCUGCUUGUUUUUUCGUCUUCUUAAUUUAUGGGGAGUGGUAAGAGAGACUUGAGCGCUGGAUGUAACGUGUACAAACGAAAACGAAGGCUUGCUGGUGGUGGUGAUGGAGGAUUUUAUCUGAACUAUGCUCACUCGCUGCAUUUC